This is a messenger RNA of Cercocebus atys (sooty mangabey), 3156 nucleotides long. It is a transcript of the gene PLA2G4D, whose product is annotated as phospholipase A2, group IVD (cytosolic). Bases 1 to 2619 code for a protein of 872 amino acids. Gene Ontology annotation, molecular function: calcium ion binding; calcium-dependent phospholipid binding. The transcript is spliced from 21 exons. Gene Ontology annotation, biological process: glycerophospholipid catabolic process. Gene Ontology annotation, cellular component: cytosol. Lineage: Eukaryota; Metazoa; Chordata; Mammalia; Primates; Cercopithecidae. The record is from RefSeq and is a predicted model, not a curated record.
AUGGCCCAAUGCUCCUGGAGUUUCCUCAUUCAUACGCUUUACAGGGAAGGGGUUCCACAAAUCCCACCCUGGGUGGGCUGCUAUUCCCUGACUGCUGCAGCCCAGAACCAUGACCCCAAAGACAGAGGUGGACAAAGGCUGUGUGGUCCCCAGAGGGUGUCUCGGAAUGCCUGGCAGCAGUUGGUGUCGGCACCGCCAAGUGCCAGGAGAGUGGAGGCCUCUGCCUGCUGGCAGCUCACCGUGAGGGUCCUGGAGGCGCGGAACCUGCGCAGGGCCGACCUGUUGAGUGAGGCUGACCCUUACGUGAUCCUACAGCUGUCGACCGUGCCUGGAAUGAAGUUUAAGACCAAGACGCUCACCGACACCAGUCAUCCUGUGUGGAAUGAGCCCUUCCAUUUCCUUAUCCAAAGUCAGGUCAAGAAUGUUCUGGAACUUAGCAUCUAUGAUGAGGACUCAAUCACGGAGGAUGACAUCUGCUUCAAGGUUCUCUAUGAUAUCUCAGAAGUCCUCCCUGGCAAGCUGCUCCGGAAAACCUUCUCCCAGAGUCCCCAGGGACAGGAGGAGCUGGAUGUGGAGUUCCUGAUGGAAGAAACGUCGGAUCGCCCAGAAAACCUCAUCACCAACAAAGUCCUUGUGGCCCGAGAGCUGUCAUGCCUGGAUGUGCAUCUGGACAGUGCAGGUAGCACCGCUGUGGUUGCAGAUCAGGACAAGCUGGAGCUGGAGCUGGAGUUGAAGGGGUCCUAUGAGGACACACAGACAUCCUCCCUGGGCACAGCCUCUGCCUUCCGCUUCCACUACAUGGCAGCCCUAGAGACAGAGCUGAGUGGGCGCCUGAGGAGCUCCACAAGCAACGUCUGGAAUGGGGACAACUCAGCUCGGCGCCUCACUGUGCCCCUGAGGCCUUUGAUCGGGAAGGAGGUGACCAUGGAUGUUCCUGCUCAAGAUGUCCCAGGAGUGAGGCUGCAGCUCAAGGCAGAGGGCUGCUCCAAGGAGCUGGCCGUGCACCUGGGCUUCAAUCUGUGUGCAGAGGAGCAGGCCUUCCUGAGCAGGAGGAAGCAGGUGGUGGCCAAGGCCCUGAAGCAGGCCCUGCAGCUGGACAGAGACCUGCAGGAGGACGAGGUACCCAUCGUGGGCAUCAUGGCCACAGGAGGAGGUGCCCGGGCCAUGACCUCACUUUACGGCCACCUGUUGGCCCUGCAGAAGCUGGGCCUGCUGGACUGUGUGACCUACUUCAGUGGCGUCUCAGGCUCUACAUGGACAAUGGCCCACCUGUACGGGGACCCUGAGUGGUCGCAGAAGGACCUGGAGGGACCUAUCAGACACGCCCGGGAGCACCUGGCCAAGAGCAAGCUGGAGGUCUUUUCCCCAGAGCGCCUGGCAAGUUACCGCCGGGAGCUGGAGCUGCAGGCUGAGCAGGACCACCCCACAUCUUUUGUGGAUCUGUGGGCGCUAGUGCUGGAGUCCAUGCUGCACGGCCAGGUGAUGGAUCAGAAGCUGUCAGGACAGAGAGCUGCCCUGGAACGGGGUCAGAACCCUCUGCCCCUCUACUUGAGCCUCAAUGUCAAAGAGAACAAUCUGGAGACGCUGGACUUUAAGGAGUGGGUUGAGUUCUCCCCCUAUGAGGUCGGGUUCCUGAAGUACGGAGCCUUCGUCCCUCCUGAGCUCUUCGGCUCCAAGUUCUUCAUGGGACGGCUGAUGAGGAGGAUCCCGGAGCCCCGGAUCUGCUUUCUGGAAGCCAUCUGGAGCAACGUUUUCUCCCUGAACCUGCUGGACGCCUGGUAUGACCUCACCAGCUCUGGGGAGUCCUGGAAACAGCACAUCAAGGACAAGACCAGGAGCUCAGAGAAGGAGCCCCUGACCUCCUUGGAGACCUCCUCGUGGCUGGAGGCCUCGUGGCUGCAGCCGGGCACGGCGCUGGCCCAGGCAUUUAAAGGCUUCCUGACCGACAGGCCCCUCCACCAGCGCAGCCCCAACUUCCUCCAGGGCCUCCAGCUACACCAGGACUACUGCAGCCACAAAGGCUUCUCCACCUGGGCAGACUGCCAGCUUGACUCCACGCCCAGCCAGCUGACUCCCCAGGAGCCCCAGCUCUGCCUGGUGGACGCUGGCUACUUCAUCAACACCAGCUGUCCCUCCAUGUUCCGGCCGGGCCGCAGGCUGGACCUCAUCCUCUCCUUCGACUACUCUCUAUCUGCGCCCUUUGAGGCACUGCAGCAGACAGAGGUGUACUGCCGGGCCCGGGGGCUGCCCUUCCCCCGGGUGGAACCCAGCCCUCAGGACCACCAGCAGCCAAGGGAGUGCCACCUCUUCUCAGACCCCGCCUGCCCCGAGGCCCCGAUCCUGCUGCAUUUCCCGCUGGUCAAUGCCUCCUUCAAGGACCACUCAGCCCCCGGUGUCCAGCGCAGCCCCGCAGAGCUCCAGGCUGGCCAAGUGAAUCUCACCGGGGCUACCUCCCCGUACGCCCUGCCCAACAUGACCUACAAGGAGGAAGACUUCGAGCGCCUGCUACGGCUCAGUGACUACAACGUGCAGACCAGCCAGGGUGCCAUCCUGCAGGCCCUGAGGACUGCACUGAAGCACCGGGCCCUAGAGGCGAGGCCUCCAGGGGCACAGACCUGAGGCUGCUCAGAGCCCCCAGGACCCUGAGGGCCACAAUCUGACCCUCCAGGGCCUGCGGGCAUAACCUGAUCUGCAGCUGAGCUCAGCCACAGGCCUUCCCGGCUGGAGUUCUGGGCACUCCCAGGCCUGGGUGACCUCUGCAGCUGGUCUCACUGCCCAGAGGGAACUGCAUCCAGUGCAGAGUUCUCCCUCACGUUCAUGGCUGGCUUGAGAAGAGUUGAAAAUAACUUCGCCAGGCCAGUGUGUGGAACAGCUGGUCCAACCAGGCAGACUUUCACACCACAAUUACUUCCAUGCCUGAGCAGAAUAGAUUUGAGGUGCAAGCUAGAGGCGGCAGAUCAGGAGUAGGAAGAGGAAGGACAGGGGAUGCCUGACCUGACAGGUGGCUUCAGGCCUCAGGAAUCACAAGAUAUCCUGAAUACAUUGCCUCCCCAUCUUCUUCCUGCUCCCCCUCCUCUCCUUGUCCUUCUCCUCUUUCUCCUCCUGCUUUCAGUAUGCAAGUCUUAUACUUGUUUAAAUUUAUUCCUAAAUAUUUUA